AUGGGAAACGAUUGCGCGCGUGGGAAAAAGCGGGCGGUUGCGCGCCGCGGCGCGCCUAUAAAUUGUUACGCCCGUCACGUGUCCUCCAUCGCUCUCCACCUCGCCACGCCGCCGACGCGCUACCAUGCCGCCGCGCCGCCGGGGAUCUUUGGGCAAUCUGGUGUCCGCCAGCGCCCCUCCGGCGCCUUCUACGCUGAGAAUCGGUCCGGCGACGUCCGCCUCGGCCUCGACACGUUCGAGACCGCGCACGAGGCCGCCCGCGCAUACAACGCGGCGGCGUGGCGCCUCGGGAGGCCUCGCCCACAGAUGAACUUCCAGGACGUCUGGACAUGUGAGCAGGUGCAGGCCAUCGCCCCUUCCGCCGCGGCUAAUAACUGA
Messenger RNA from Aegilops tauschii subsp. strangulata, 378 nucleotides. Its product is annotated as ethylene-responsive transcription factor RAP2-13-like. The record is from RefSeq and is a predicted model, not a curated record. Lineage: Eukaryota; Viridiplantae; Streptophyta; Magnoliopsida; Poales; Poaceae. Gene Ontology annotation, molecular function: DNA binding; DNA-binding transcription factor activity. Gene Ontology annotation, biological process: regulation of DNA-templated transcription.